AGUCACCUUAAAUACAACGCGCAUCACUUUAAACCCAUCGUCUCAUUUUUCCUUCCGUUUUCAAAACUUCUCCAAGCAAAAAAAAAAACCCGACUCAGAUCUGAGGUGCUACCGUUGCUUAAUUAAUCAGCUCCGACCAGCCUGAUUUGAAUACGACUCAGAUCUGUUGCUUUAAAAAAGAAAUGGAUAAUUUGAUUUCCCUUGUGAACAAGAUUCAAAGGGCUUGUACGGCUCUCGGUGACCAUGGAGAAGCAAGCGCAUUACCUACUCUUUGGGAUUCACUUCCGGCGAUUGCCGUCGUCGGCGGUCAGAGUUCAGGGAAGUCUUCGGUGCUCGAAAGCAUAGUCGGCAAGGAUUUCUUACCUCGUGGAUCCGGAAUUGUUACUCGGAGACCUCUGGUGUUACAGCUUCACAAGAGUGAUGAAGGAAGCAGAGAAUAUGCUGAGUUUCUUCACCUUCCGAGAAAAAGAUUCACCGAUUUCGCUGCUGUUAGGAAGGAGAUUCAAGAUGAGACAGACAGAGAAACUGGCCGAAGCAAGCAAAUCUCAAGUGUUCCAAUUCAUCUUAGCAUAUAUUCUCCCAAUGUUGUCAAUUUGACUCUUAUUGAUCUUCCUGGUCUUACGAAGGUAGCAGUUGAGGGUCAGCCAGAAAGCAUUGUGCAAGAUAUCGAGAAUAUGGUUCACUCUUAUAUUGAGAAGCCCAACUGUAUAAUAUUAGCAAUUUCACCUGCUAAUCAAGAUCUCGCUACAUCUGAUGCAAUUAAAAUCUCACGAGAGGUGGACCCUACAGGGGAGAGGACACUUGGUGUCUUGACAAAGAUUGAUCUGAUGGAUAAGGGCACUGAUGCAGCCGAUAUAUUGGAAGGCAAAUCUUAUCGGCUGAAAUUCCCUUGGGUUGGUGUUGUGAAUCGCUCACAAGCAGAUAUUAACAAGAAUGUUGACAUGAUUGCUGCUCGUCGUAGAGAGCGUGAGUAUUUUGCUAGUACGCCCGAGUAUAGGCACCUUGCUAACAGAAUGGGUUCUGAGCAUCUUGCUAAGGUGCUCUCAAAGCAUUUGGAAACUGUGAUCAAGUCUAGAAUCCCUGGCAUUCAGUCCCUUAUUAAUAAAACAAUUACCGAACUUGAAACUGAAUUAAGCCGUCUUGGAAAGCCAGUUGCAGCUGAUGCGGGUGGGAAGUUGUAUACAAUCAUGGAGAUUUGCCGUCUUUUCGAUCAAAAUUUCAGAGAUCAUUUGGAUGGCGUGCGUACUGGUGGUGAUAAGGUUUACAAUGUUUUCGACAACCAACUUCCUGCUGCUUUGAAAAGGUUGCAAUUUGACAGGCAGCUAUCGAUGGAGAAUAUUAGGAAGCUCAUUACUGAAGCUGAUGGGUAUCAACCGCAUUUAAUAGCUCCUGAACAAGGAUAUCGUCGUUUGAUUGAAUCUACUUUAGUUACUAUCAGAGGUCCAGCUGAGGCUGCUGUUGAUGCUAUUCAUUCGAUUCUGAAGGAUCUCGUUCACAAGGCUAUCAGUGAAACUCCAGAAUUAAAGCAGUAUCCUGCACUCAGAGCAGAGGUUGGAAAUGCUGCGAUCGAGUCUCUUGAAAGAAUGAGGGAUCAGAGCAGAAAAGCAACACUUCAACUGGUUGAUAUGGAGUGUUGUUACCUUACAGUUGAAUUCUUCCGAAAGCUUCCACAAGAUGCGGAUAAGGGUGGCAGCGCUACACAGUCAAUUUUCGACCGAUACAAUGACUCCUACCUGAGGAGAAUCGGAACAACGGUUUUGUCUUACGUAAAUAUGGUCUGUGCUACUUUGCGCCACUCCAUUCCGAAGUCUAUCGUUUAUUGUCAAGUCCGUGAAGCGAAAAGAAGCCUGCUCGACUUUUACUACACGGAAUUGGGUAAACUGGAGCAAAAACGGUUAUCGAACUUAUUGAACGAGGAUCCGGCUGUCAUGGAACGACGAAGUGCUCUUGCAAAGAGACUGGAAUUAUACAGGAGUGCACAGGCGGAAAUCGAUACGGUGGCUUGGUCCAAGUAAGGUGAAAAUUAGAUGGAUUGGUGGGGAGGGGAUGGCUUUAAGGAUUGCAUUUCUGUUGAUUUUUCGUUAAGGCAAUAUAAUUUUACCAUAUUUGUGCAUUCUCUGUUUCUUUUAUAUUUGUAUAAUAUGCAAAAGGUUUGUCACUUUAUGGUUCAUGUGAUUAUCUUUUCAUCAA
Molecule: messenger RNA, 2190 nt
Organism: Hibiscus syriacus
Lineage: Eukaryota; Viridiplantae; Streptophyta; Magnoliopsida; Malvales; Malvaceae
Product: dynamin-related protein 5A-like
Exons: 16
Coding region: 183-2015 (610 amino acids)
Biological process (GO): receptor-mediated endocytosis
Cellular component (GO): plasma membrane; cytoplasm; microtubule
Molecular function (GO): GTPase activity; microtubule binding; GTP binding
Source: RefSeq, a predicted model, not a curated record